AUGGCCGACGCCACUUCAUCUCUGGCGCAGGACACCGCCAACCUACACCUGGACGAGGUCACGGGUGAGCGAGUCUCCAAGUCAGAAUUGAAGAAGAGACAGAAGGCGAGACAAUUGGAGGAAAAGAAGAAAGAAAAGGCCGCAGCUGCACCACCCAAGGUGGAGAAAAAGAAGGUCACAAAUGCCGAGUUGGACGAGAGCAAUCUCAACCCCAAUCAAUACUUUGAGAUCCGAAGCAAACGGGUCAAUCACCUCCGAGAGACCAAGUCGCCUAGCCCUUAUCCCCACAAGUUCCAAGUCAACACCGAUGUGCGCAAGUUUGUUGAGGAAUUCGCCCACCUGAAGCCUGGCGAGCAGAAGAAGGACGUUGAGAUCCGCGUGGCAGGGCGAGUCUACACCAAGAGAGCUUCCGGCGCGAAGCUGGUUUUCUACGACAUCAAGGGCAAUGGCACCAAGGUUCAGAUCAUGUGUCAAGCGCAAGAGGCCAAAGGGGAUGCCAGCUUUUUCGAGGCCCAGCAUGAGCACCUUCGGAGAGGAGACAUCAUCGGGAUCGUGGGAUACCCUGGUCGAACCGCGCCCAAGAACCGUCCGAACGAAGGCGAACUGUCGGUGUUUGCCAACGAAGUCAUCCUUCUCACCCCGUGUCUACACCAAAUCCCGUCGGAGCACUUCGGUCUGCAAGAUGUCGAGACCCGAUUCCGCCAGCGGUACCUUGACCUGAUCAUGAACGACAAGUCCCGCAACAUCCUCAUCACCCGAGCCAAGAUCGUUUCCUAUAUCCGCAAGUACUUCGAUUCGAAUGGUUUCGUCGAGGUCGAGACCCCGAUGAUGAAUUCGAUUGCUGGUGGCGCCACCGCCAAACCUUUCAUCACACACAUCAACGAGUACCACCAGGAUAUGUUCAUGCGUAUCGCUCCGGAGCUAUACCUGAAGAUGCUAGUAGUGGGCGGUAUCGAGCGUGUCUACGAGCUUGGAAAGCAGUUCCGCAACGAAGGCGCCGACCUGACGCACAACCCGGAAUUCACCACAUGCGAGUUCUACGAAGCCUACGCGGACGUGUACGAUGUGAUGAACCGCACGGAGGAACUGGUGUCAGGUCUAGUCAAGGAAGUUACGGGUGGCCAUCAGACAACGUUCCAUACGCAGCACGGCGAGGUGUACGAGGUUGACUGGUCACGGCCGUGGAAGCGCAUCGACAUGAUCCCAGCCCUCGAGGAGGCCACGGGCGAAACGUUCCCCCCGGGCGACCAGCUGCAUACAGCGGAAACAAAUGAAUUCCUCAAACGGGUCCUUAAGAAGGUCAAUGUGACGUGUCCGCCCCCGGAGACUAACGCGCGCAUGCUUGACAAGCUGGUUGGCGAGUUCAUCGAGGAGAAGUGCAUCAACCCGACCUUCAUCACGGGCCACCCGCAAAUGAUGUCCCCCUUGGCCAAGUACCACCGAUCGCAGCCGGGCCUCUGCGAGCGAUUUGAGGCGUUUGUGUGUAAGAAGGAGAUCGUCAAUGCGUACACCGAGUUGAACGAUCCGUUCGACCAGCGCCUGCGUUUUGAGGAGCAGGCGCGCCAGAAGGCACAAGGCGACGAUGAGGCGCAGAUGGUUGACGAGAACUUCUGCACGAGUCUGGAAUUCGGGCUUCCCCCGACUGGUGGCUGGGGCAUGGGCAUCGACCGCAUAGUCAUGUUUUUGACGGACAACUACACCAUCCGCGAGGUCCUGGCGUUCCCGUUCAUGAGGGAGGAGAAGCCCGGCGAGAAGCCCAAGGAGCUAGCUGCCGAGAUCGCCGAUGUCAAGCCUCUCCCUGAAGAAGGGAUCGGUGAGUUUGGAUCUUCCCUUUGUGCACCAAGCGAGUGCUACUCUGCCAGUUUCAGAGCUCUGUGA
This is a messenger RNA of Capronia epimyces CBS 606.96, 1878 nucleotides long. RefSeq names its product lysyl-tRNA synthetase. Gene Ontology annotation, molecular function: lysine-tRNA ligase activity; tRNA binding; ATP binding. The record is from RefSeq and is a predicted model, not a curated record. Bases 1 to 1878 code for a protein of 625 amino acids. NCBI's taxonomy places the organism in Eukaryota, Fungi, Ascomycota, Eurotiomycetes, Chaetothyriales, Herpotrichiellaceae. The transcript has 2 exons. Gene Ontology annotation, biological process: lysyl-tRNA aminoacylation. Gene Ontology annotation, cellular component: cytosol; cytoplasm.